AUGAAUAUCUUUCGCCUUGCCGCGGAUAUGUCGCACUUGGUUGCGAUCUUCCUCCUCUUGAAGAAGAUGUGGACGUCGCGUUCGGUGUCCGGCAUUUCUGCUAAGUCGCAAUUGCUCUUUGCGGUCGUGUUCGUCACUCGCUAUUUGGACUUGUUCACGACGUUCGUCUCUCCCUACAACACUGUGAUGAAGGUCUUCUUCAUUGCUUCGUCGAUUGGUACCCUGUACCUCAUCUACGGAAAGUUCCGUCCGACCUAUGAGCGUGCUUCGGACAACUUCAAGGAGGCUUACCUGAUCAUUCCAUGCGCCGCUCUGGCUCUGCUCAUCAACGCCGACUUCACAUUCAUGGAAGUUAUGUGGACCUUCAGCAUCUACCUCGAGGCGGUUGCCAUCAUGCCGCAGCUCUUUAUGCUAUCGACCACCCGCCAGGCCGAGACCAUCACGGCCCAUUAUCUGUUCUUCCUCGGGCUGUACAGGGGCCUCUAUCUCCUCAACUGGAUCUACCGCUACUACACGGAGGACUUCUUUGAUCCGAUCGUCACCGUGGCCGGCAUCGUUCAGACGGUCCUCUACGCGGAUUUCUUCUACCUCUACGUGACCCGCGUUGUUCGCACCCAGAAGAACCUCGAGCUCCCCAUC
Messenger RNA from Mesorhabditis spiculigera, 639 nucleotides. The record is from the annotation of a GenBank genome assembly. NCBI's taxonomy places the organism in Eukaryota, Metazoa, Nematoda, Chromadorea, Rhabditida, Rhabditidae.